Molecule: messenger RNA, 4102 nt
Organism: Daphnia pulex (common water flea)
Lineage: Eukaryota; Metazoa; Arthropoda; Branchiopoda; Diplostraca; Daphniidae
Product: protein peste-like
Exons: 13
Coding region: 1239-2744 (501 amino acids)
Cellular component (GO): membrane; cytoplasm
Molecular function (GO): scavenger receptor activity
Source: RefSeq, a predicted model, not a curated record
AAUAAGCGCUUCCCGUGAUGGACAAAGUUGGCCUGAAACUGGUGAAAGAAAAAGGAAAACUUAAGAUAGGGUUGGCCUUUGCCUUAACUUUUACUAUCUUGUGUUGAGGAUUUUUUCUGCUGAGUAAAGUGUAAUCGGAAACUUCUUGGUGCCAUUCCCUGGACUACGAAAAUUAUUAAGCUAUCAUUGCUUUCUUUCCCAAUUAACUUGUAGCUGUCGAGAUUUUCGGGAAAGAACAUCGCUGCGCAAGUAUGUAUACAUGUUGCGAUGCGAUUGCAAUAAUAGAUGCUAAGUUUUUUUUUAUUCUUUUGAAAAUUUGUCUGUUACAACAAUCACCGCUGCGUUCGUUAACAUUAUUUAUAGCUUUGCUGUCACAUUUUCGACGCUUGUCUGGUAUGGACUUGAUUAUUCAGUAAUGCUAUCAAGAAAUGUAUCACGAUCGACUUUGUGACAGCCCAGUUACUAUUUUUGGCGAGAUUUUUCAUCACUUAAUUUGCUUUACUUCCCAGAUGAACGAUAACACGUGAUAUAGAAGAAGGAAGAGAACUGGUUUCAAGCCGCAUCCAAAUUCCAACUUUGACGUGAUAAAUGUGACCGUUUCACAAUCGAGACAUAGUAAUCUUUUGAAGGAAUGCAAAGUCGCUCUAGAGCGGCUUAGAGACAGCCGAUGUUUCCGACAGAUUUUCUUGGUAGUUUAGCGUCGAAUCCUUGAAAUGAAUAGACUAUUUUUUUAAAUCUUUUCCAGGUUUCGAUCAUUGCGUUACAAUUGACUUUUCCUGUUUGCCAUCGUGAUAAGUAUUUAAGCAUUGGGUUUGGCAACUGCCAGUAAAAAAUCAUAGAUUAAAUUUUCUUAAUUAUUUUUCUUAUUAUUUCCACCAGCCCAGCAACACAUGCAACACUCAGGUGUACCUUUGAACGCUACUUGACAUGAUUGAUUGUUGGUUUUUUUAAUCAGAUUUUAAGCCCAGACAUGACAUUUCGAUACGACCUCCUUACUUAUCUUUGAUAGCCGAUGUGUUUAUUAAUAGUAGCAAGGAUACCACCUUUGGGAUUUUCCUUUUGUUUGCAGGCCCAGUUCGAUAAACCCAUUUGUUGUGUGUAGCUACAUCGCUGACCGUGAGUAUAAGAGACAGAUAAAAGUAGGCUGCUAUUCCAUUAGUUCGAAAACGAGUCUCGGCAUCACUUUAUUGAUUUUAGUCCCUUAAAAAGAAGAAAGCGCAAUACAAAAUUUGUGCAAAAUGGGUCGUAGUCCCGUUUUUUGGGGUAUCACAGGUCUAACGGGUGCCAUCAUUGGAGUGACUUUUGCAGUUGGUCUACCUUUCCUCGUUAGUUUCAUAAUCGACCAGCAAUUGAGGCUCACACCGGGUACUAUUAUGUACAAAUUCUGGGAAACUUCACCCGUUCCGAUGUAUAUCCGAUUCUACUUGUACAACGUUACCAACAGCGAAGAUGUUCUCAGAGACAAUACGACGAAGCCUAUCGUCCAAGAAAUAGGCCCUUUUACUUACACGGAAGUGCAUGAGCGCGUCAAUGUGACAAGAUUGGAUCAUAAUUACACCAUCCAAUUCCAGCAGAAGAGAUAUUGGCAGUACGUGGAAGAAAUGAGCAACGGGUCUUUAGACGACCCAAUUACCACCCUCAACGUCCCACUUUUGAGUGCGGCGUACACGAUAAGAUUUUCUCCGCCGUUCAUCAAAACAGGGUUCAAUGCUUUCGUAAAAGCGACCAAUACUGAAGUCUUUAUUACGAAAACGGUGGACGAACUCCUUUUUGCCGGCUAUUCUGAUCCCUUGUUAGAUUUCGCUCAGUUAAUACCGCCAGGAUAUCUUGAUAUCCCUCAGGGCUAUGACAAGUUUGGAUGGUUCUAUGGGCGUAACGGAUCCGAAAAAUUUGAUGGAACAUUCAAUAUAUUCACUGGUGUGGAUGACAUCAGUAAACUCGAUGUCAUGGACAUGUGGAAUUACAACUCUAAAACCGAGUAUUACGAAUCAUAUUGCGGGUACGUCAACGGAUCUUUCGGCGAAGGAUGGCCACCCAGAAGAGAACGAACUAGCAUAUCCAUGUAUUCUUCUGAUCUUUGCAGAUCCGUUACGUUAGACUACACGAAAGAUGUCAGCAAAAGUGGUGUGACGUUUUAUCGAUUUGCUGGAACAAAAAAUAUGUUUGCUAGCGCCGAGGAAAAUCCCGACAAUUGGUGCUUCUGUUCUGGCGGAGUCUGCAAUCCUUCGGGAGUCACAAAUUCGUCAACAUGCCGUUUCGGAGCUCCUGCCUUUGUCUCCUUUCCUCACUAUUUCUUGGCCGACCCUUUCUUCCAAGAGCAAGUGGAAGGAUUGAACCCCCAAAUUGAUUUACACGAGUUCCACGUUGAUCUAGAACCGCGCACAUCAGUUCCGUUACAGGUAGCGGCACGUUUCCAAAUCAACAUUCUGCUGCAGUCUAUUAAAGGCAUCAAAAUUGUCGAAAACGUCAGAGAAGUCUACAUGCCAGUCAUCUGGUUCGGUGUAAGCGCCGAUUUAUCCGACCACUUGCUGGGCUUGAUCCAUUUCACCUUGAUAGGACCGUACAUUGGAUCUUUUUGUUUUUUCUUGCUUUUCGGGGGAUGUAUGGUUUUGGUCGCCAAAAGUGGAAUCAAAUAUGCAAAGAUGAACAGAAAACAACCAAAAACCGAAGCAACAGCAGAGCAAGAUAAAAGCGAGCAUAACGAUACGGAAUCGAUCGAACGUGAAAAUGAUCAAAUUCAAUAGAUAUAUGCACUGCACAUAUUAGGUAAAAUACUAAAACGGCCAGUCGGCCAUUAAUCAUUUUAAAAUAAACCACUGUAUUUAAUAAAGAUAAUGAUAUCGGAAAUCUGUAAAAACGAAAGUUUUGAAAUUCUAAUUAAACUAAAUACGAUAUGAAUAAAUUAAUAAUGUAUGUGAGUAAUCAAACCAAUGCUGUCGCAAAGAGUAAAAAUAACGCCAUAUUUAAACUGUGGCGUUGCCGUUUGUAUGUUUCCAUUUUCUGAAAUUCGAAAUUAUCCCCAUCUCUGUUGUUCGAAACACAAAAAUCGUUAGUUCCCGUCCGAAGCGCUAGGUUGUCGUAAGAAAGAAAAUGGGAUUCCACAAAGAAAGCUCACUUGUUAAUUUUUUGAUAAUUGCUUUUUUUAAUGUACUGUACUAAAUGUAUUUCACGGAGAUGACGAAUAUUUUAUUUUCCGUCCGACUCUAGUCGUCCGUGGUUGCUAAGGGUUGUCACUAGGUGGCUAAAUAUCAGUGUGUUUAGGGAUUGAACUAUUCAGCUCUCGUUUGUUGGUAAUGUAGGGGGUCGGUCAUCAAACUGUCAAAGUGCUGAGAUGACAGACAAAACGUUCUUUCUUUUGCUGUCGAGACGCUGUCCGAGAAGCUUGAAUUUAAUCAUUGCUGGGUACUUUCUUACGUGACAUUUCUGAUCUUAGACAUGUAAAAAGAUUUCUUGGUUAAAGUGAUGUUGGAGCUGCUAAUGGUGUUGAUGCAGUGUUCAUGGUGUGAGCAGUGGUUUUGCAGUCAUUUUUCAGUUGAGAUAUCUUGAAAUGGAGCUUGUGCAGACAUUCAGUCCAACAUCAUACUUCAAUGUGUUAUUUGCCCAUGUUGAUGUUUUUUUGUUGAGCUGUUGUGCAAAAUAGUCGGUGUUGCCUGGUGGCUGUUGGGCAUGUUUUAUCGGCUGCCUUUUGUCGAUGUGUCGUCGUCUCUUGCCACCUGUACACUCCUUAAGUUUAAUCGUUCGCUGCCGUUCCAUCGACUUGAUCCAUUGGUGAAACUGAGAUGAGGUUGCAGAAAUUGAAAUGAGGUUGCAGAAAUUGAAAACUGAUACAUUAUUAGAUUUAGACAAAUUAAAAAUGCAUGCAUGUUCUCCCUUUUCCCUAAGUAAACUGUUUCCGCCGUUGGUUAUUCGUCCGGUCGAACGGGAAAUAGCAAUGAAAUGAUCUGAUGUAAUUUUGGAGAAAGAUUAGUUUGACCACGAAGUAAUUCUGAAAUUCUCCUUUAUGAUUCGCGAUUAACUCUACCUCAUUUAUAUAACCAUCUUAACUCGUUGCUCUACAUAUGACCAUAAUACUGCUUACAAUAAAAUAUGAAAUCAAAUUCAA